This is a messenger RNA of Nymphaea colorata (pocket water lily), 1065 nucleotides long. RefSeq lists its product as uncharacterized. Lineage: Eukaryota; Viridiplantae; Streptophyta; Magnoliopsida; Nymphaeales; Nymphaeaceae. The coding region runs from base 95 to 886 and encodes 263 amino acids. The transcript is spliced from 6 exons. Gene Ontology annotation, molecular function: protein binding. The record is from RefSeq and is a predicted model, not a curated record.
ACUAAUUCUCCGCCAUGGCGGUAGAUUCAAACAUCGAAUUCAACGGAAAAUUCUGAGGGGGAAGGGCAAAGAGAGGAAGGUGAAGAGGCGAAGGAUGGAAAUGUCGAGCUUGAAGUUCUUUGCCGCUCGCAGCCCAAGUCUGAGAAAACCGUUGUCAUGGAGCUGCAAUUCCCGGAAACCUGAUCUACUGUUCAGGGUGGUUGCUUCUUCUUCCCAGGACAAUGGUGGAGAGGUUUCCCAACGGUCUUUAAGCCGGCGUCAGACCUACGCUCUACUGAAGCAGCAGAUGGCCGUUGCGGCGAAAUCUGAGGAUUACAAGGAAGCUGCAAGACUUAGAGAUUCAUUGAGGUCAUUUGAGGAAGAAGAACCAGUUUUACGCCUUCGUCGAAUGUUGAAAGAAGCAGUUGAAGAUGAGAGAUUCGAGGAUGCAGCAAAAUUGCGAGACGAACUGCAGCUCUUAGCUCCAAGUGGACUGCUAAAAUGUUCAAGUGAUGCAACUACCUUGGGCAUCCAGGUCCAUGUCAAGAGUAUUUAUAUUGAAGGACGAAGUCAGCCUUCAGAAAAUCAAUUUUUUUUUGCUUAUCGUAUAAGAAUUACCAACAAUUCUGAACGGCCUGUUCAACUACUCAGGAGACACUGGAUCAUCACUGACGGCCAUGGAAAAACUGAGCACGUGUGGGGGAUGGGUGUGAUAGGAGAGCAACCAGUGAUACAUCCACGGACAAAUUUCGAGUAUUCUUCUGCAUGCCCCUUAGGAACUUCUUCCGGGAAGAUGGAAGGAGAAUUUGAGAUGAGGCACGUCGACAAAGCCAACACUACAACUUUCAGUGUUGUUAUUGCUCCUUUUGCUCUGUCGGUCCAUGAUUAUGAUAUUGAUGAGAUUUAGCGCCCUCUUUCUUUUCUUUUGAAUAUGUUAUAGUUCCUUAAAGUAACUGGCAUAGCUUCCACAAUUUUUAGGCUAGUUGGUCCCCUAGAUGAGCUUGAAGUCGUGGUCUGCUGUAAAUAAUUGUUAUGUGGAACAUAAUCAGCAUUUCAAACCCAAAAAUAAUGACAGAUUCUAGCUUA